Messenger RNA from Culicoides brevitarsis, 1581 nucleotides. RefSeq lists its product as uncharacterized. The transcript is spliced from 8 exons. Lineage: Eukaryota; Metazoa; Arthropoda; Insecta; Diptera; Ceratopogonidae. The record is from RefSeq and is a predicted model, not a curated record.
AUGAACGUGAACGAAAUCUUCGGCAAAUUUUGCCUCAACAAAUUAUUCAUCAUUUUAACAACGAAAACGAACCUCAUUUUCCUGUUUGAUCUUGAUGAUUUUAUCAAAAAGUUCUUCGGAUAUUGGAUUUCGAUACAGGGAACUCUUAAAAGUCAGGAUCAAGGUUAUCAACAUUCAACCAAGGCCAUCAAAAAACUCCGAAGAUUGAUUCAAUUUUCACACAUUCUCCUGGCACAAGAUUACGACGUGUCGAGUAUACAAUGUUCGUUUGCCUCACAGAAUCCUCUUGCGGGAGAUUUUAUUUCGGCGAAACUGACAAAACCUCUGGGAUUUAAAGGUUCGCCUAUUUUUGCGGAUGAUCGGGGAGUUGAUCCUGAAGCUGAUCCUUUUUGUCGAAUAAAACCCGAUCGAAGUGAUCCAACAGAUCUUAAUUUCGAUCUUCGUAUUACUGAUUUCACUCGCUGUGGAGUCCUGAAGCGAAAUGGAUUUGUCCAUGUUCGAAUCUGGUUUCCGCAAUUUCCUUCGGUUGUGAUGCAAUCCGAUCAGGAACUCAUCAUAAUGUGUAAGCCUCCAGAGCCAACUGUUAUUCAGAAUAAAGCUGCUGGGUUUGCUGGAAGUUUUCCUCAUGGCGCUCGUGUCUCUGGCGUGGUAGAAGAAACACCCGGAAGAUUGGAAUAUGAGGUUGCUUUGUAUAAAGAAGCUCCUCCAAUUGCUCGUUUGAGUGGCAUCAAUGACAAACCGUCGCAUUUGAGAAAUCAUUCGACGACUAUUGCUCCUCAUCACUUGAAAAAUGACGAAGUUCCUGUCGAUCAAGCUGUUCCAAUUGGCACAAAAUUGCAAUUACGAGCGAGAAUCAGUUCGGCAAGUGUUUGGAAAUACGUGAAAUUAAUGGAAGUAACUGUCUCUCCAGAUCCCGAAGAUCCGCAUGCACGAGGAGCUGUUUCGUUGGUUCGCGAUGGCUGUCGAAAUCGAGAUUUUGCUUCGAUUAUUCCUCAUCAACCGGCAAGAUAUCGCGAUCGACCGAACGAAGUAUUUUUGGAUUUUGAAGCGUUUUUGUUGAGUACUAUGAAGGAACGGAGUACUCUUUGGAUUCAUUCUCAAAUCAAAGCAUGCAUGGAUGCCACAGAUUGUCAACCAGAUUUCUGCUUAGAUCUGUACGAGCCAACAGGUAGUAACAAAAUUUUCCCGCCAAAAAUGAGAUCUAACGAUUUUUUUUUUAAUUUUUAAGGACAUGGUCGUCGAAGAAGAGCAACAGAUCGUAAUUCCACGGAAUACACUCGUUUCAAGGAGAAUAUCGCUUAUAGCGUAACAAUGCCCGGUGAAGAAAGCAACGGUCCAAUGAGCAUCAAACAAAGUUACGAACAAUGCAAAAAUGUGGUUGGCGUUUCAGGAGUUUUGGCAGCGUUACUUGCUUUGUCAACAAUUAUCACAUGUCGCUUAGCAUCUAAACUACACAGCACCAAAAAACCAUACAACGACCAUCAUCACAUCACACCGACAACGCAACACAUGCAUCAUCAACAUUAUAAUCAUCAGAGGUCGAGAUGCGGAGGUUAUGCGGGAAGAGCGAUUGUUCAAUAA